GAUGAGAGCAUGGGGCCAAGGGCUCAAGGCUCAGCUUUUCCGUCACGAAGGAUCUUGGGCACUCUCCGUUCACAUCUUCAGUUUGUACCAAAGCGUUCCAACGUGUUGCUGACAAGUUUACAAGCUGUUUGGAGGCCAUUGCUCUUAGGUUGGAGGCCCGCUAGUGGGUUGGAGACAAAGCUAUUGCUGCCACCGCUAGCCAUUUGUAGUCGCCCAAAGUCCGCGUCAUGGAGGUGAUUAUCACAGGCGGUCAGGGAUUUCUUGGGCAAGAGCUAUGCAGGCACCUAUUGAAGAAAGGCGAGCUGAAGACUUCCAGUGGAGUCAUGCAGGAAGUUCAAAGGAUUUGUCUUUUUGACAACGUGGCGCCUGCGACCACUAGCGGAGUGAAUGCUCAUCCCAAGGUUGUGAUCGAGACUGGAGAUCUCACAAAUGCAGAAACCUGCCAAAGACUCAUGCGCCCAAACGCCUCUGUCUUUCACCUCGCGGGAGUGAUGAGUGGCGCAGCUGAAAAAGACUUUGAUCUAGGUUUGCGGGUGAACCUUGAUGGCACUCGAAACUUAUUGGAUGCGUGUCGUGCACAAGGUGCAUCUCCAGCGCCAAAGUUUAUUUUCACUUCAUCUCUAGCUGUCUUUGGCGAGACCUACGUGGAGCCUGGAACACCCGUAGGCGAUACCGACAAGAUUGUGCCAAAGAACACGUAUGGCAUGACAAAAGCCUGCGGCGAGCUUUUGGUGAAUGAUUACACCAGGAAGGGCUUUGUGGAUGGUCGCACAGCACGGCUCCCCACCGUGAUCGUGCGGCCUGGGCUGCCAAAUGCUGCAACCACCAGUUGUUACUCAGGUGUGAUCCGAGAGCCGCUGCACGGCGUCGAAGCCGUGUUACCCAUCGCACGGGAUUUGCCUCAUCCAGUCACGAGCACCAGAGCGCUGAUUGCAAACUUAGUGAUCCUCCAUGAUGCAACCUGGCCGGAUCGUGUGGACCGUGCUCUGAAUCUGCCCUCGAGACCAUCCUCCUUGCAACAGCUCGUUGACGCCCUUUACGAGGUCGUGGCACCUGCAGAGCACAGCAAGCUGGGCAAAAUAGUAGACAAGGAGGACAGCUUCCUGUCAGGCGUGGUUCGUGGUAUGGGUUCGCACCUAAGCCACGAGCGUGCAAAAGAACUUGGGAUGCUGGAAGUGCCGAAUAUGGCCACAGUGGUGCGAGAAUUCCUGGAGGAUUUCGGCGAGAAGACCGUCGUUUCAAACAAGCGCCAGCGCGUAGCAUGAGACAAAAAGGGCUAUGCUCAACCGAUCUCAACCUCUUUUGCAGAACGUGUAGUGUGAACUGUGAGUUUUUCAUAGAUUGAAG
Messenger RNA from Durusdinium trenchii, 1347 nucleotides. NCBI's taxonomy places the organism in Eukaryota, Dinophyceae, Suessiales, Symbiodiniaceae. The record is from the annotation of a GenBank genome assembly.